UCACCAACAAAGAAAGAGAUAAAGAGAACAUAUCAUCUCUUCUCUCCUUUGUUGUUGUUGCGUCAAACUGUGUUUUUGUGUUGUGUUGGUUCUCUUUGUACUAUAUCUUAUUGUUAGAUAGUGUGUCUCUCCUAUUUUUACAAUUCUAUUCUAUAUGCUCUGUCUCAUCCAUCUCUCUUACUUCUCUUUCUCUCUCUCUCUCUUCUUCUGUUUGUGCCCUCGUAUUCACUCUUUGUGCUUGAUUCUCUGCCCAAAAAAAGGUUUAAUUUCGCAUCUGUUCCAUCUUGUAUCCACUCAGAGAGACUCACUUCUAUCAUCUCAUGUAUACUCAAUAUAAGUAACCCAAAAAUAUUAUUAUAAACAAACCAAAAGAGAAAAGGGGAAAAGAAGAAGAAAAAAAAAAAAAAAGAAAGGUAGAGAGCACUUCAUGAUCGUUUGAUCUUGAAUUAAUCCGUAUUAUUAUUUUACCUAUUCUAAGCAAUUAGCCCUCAGCUUUCAUACCCUUUACUUGAUUCCCUUAGAAUCGUUGAAUCUAAUUCUCUCUUCUCAGAACCUCUCAUAAUUCCUCAGCUUAGCUUUACUCUCUCUUCUGAUUGAGUAAGAGAAUCAUGUGUGGUUGAUUAUUAGGUCUUAAUUUAGACAGAAGAAAAAGCUAGAGCUUAGCUUGCCCUUUGUUUCUUACGAUGAGAAUUGAAGCUGCUUGGGUUUGACUUUUGCUUUUCCCUUCAUGUUCUUCACUUAGAAGUGAAAGAAGAUAGUGUGAAUUGGUGUGGUAGUUGUUGAUCAUCAUAGAAAAAAACCUAGCUAGAAAGCUGGCUAAUCCUUGGUGGACCGGAACCCAGGUGGGGUUAUCUGGGGUUGACCCAGGAAGCCAUUCACCUGGCUUAAGCAGCAAGGGGCACACCGACAGAGCCCCCACAGUUGAAGAUGAAGAUAAUAGGGAUAACGGAUCAGAUGAACCAAGAGAAGGUGCAGUCGAAGUUGGAACCCGAAGACCCCGAGGUAGGCCUCCAGGUUCCAAGAACAAGCCUAAACCACCCAUCUUCGUCACAAGGGAUAGCCCCAAUGCCCUCCGGAGCCACGUCAUGGAGAUAGCAGGUGGUGCUGAUGUGGCGGAGAGCGUGGCGCAGUUCGCCAGGAGGCGACAACGCGGAGUUUGUGUGCUCAGUGGGAGUGGAUCGGUUGCCAAUGUUACCAUCCGACAACCUACGGCGCCUGGCGCCGUAGUCCUUCAUGGAAGGUUCGAGAUCUUAUCUUUAACAGGAGCAUUUUUACCUGGCCCUGCCCCUCCUGGGUCCACGGGUUUAACCGUGUAUCUGGCCGGUGGACAAGGUCAGGUUAUUGGAGGGAGUGUUGUUGGGUCACUCGUAGCUGUUGGGCCUGUUAUGGUCAUUGCGGCCACAUUUGCUAAUGCUACCUAUGAGAGGCUCCCACUUGAUGAGGAAGAUGAAGGGCCUAGCGGUGGUGGUGGUGGUGGUAGCAGUGGUGGUACUGGAGGAGGCGCAGGUGGUGGUGGUUCUCCACCACCACAACCUCUUCCAGGGAUUGGAGGUAGUGGAGGCCAUCAUUCGCUACACGGGGGUGGUGGCCUUCCCGAUCCAACAUCACUCCCUUUGUAUAACAUGCCACCUAAUUUGAUGCCUAAUGGAGGGCAGGUAGGGCAUGAGGCUUAUCCUUGGCCUCAUGGACGACCACCUUAUUGAAUUCGGUCAUAAUUUGUGAUGAAUUGAAGGAGACAAGGUGUUAGAGAUGUGUGAUCAAAUCAAGGUUACGUUCAAAUGAUUUCGUUGUUCGUCUGUUUUGUUGUUUCUAGCUUGAAGACUUUGUUUGAUGGAUAGGAAUUAAUGGGCAAAGAUUUGAAAGGUUAGAGUACUAAUUAUAUAUAGUUGUGAAGAACUGUGAGAUGGAGGCAAGUAAUGUUUAUUUUAUCAAUGUAUAUGGAUCAUGAAGCUUCUUUUUUUUUCUACCCUAUCUUUAGUUUCUGUGUUUUGGAAUAAAAAAGAUGAUCAUGGGCAUCUUUUUUUAAUAUAUUUAUGAAUAAUUUAGUAGGUAUUUUCAUAA
Arachis ipaensis is the source of this 2061-nucleotide messenger RNA. RefSeq names its product AT-hook motif nuclear-localized protein 20. Gene Ontology annotation, molecular function: minor groove of adenine-thymine-rich DNA binding; DNA-binding transcription factor activity. Gene Ontology annotation, cellular component: nucleus. The record is from RefSeq and is a predicted model, not a curated record. Lineage: Eukaryota; Viridiplantae; Streptophyta; Magnoliopsida; Fabales; Fabaceae.